AUGUAUGGUUAUGCUCAGGUGCCACUCGGUGCUGAUAUUGUUCACGAUUCUGACUCUCGAGAUGCUCUACAGGAGAAGAUGGACACUUUGUUCGUGGAGAAGCAGCACCUGGAAGAGCUCAUAUCACACACUUGGAAAGCCAAGGUAGAGUCAUUGCAGGUGGAGAAGCUGGCUGUGGAGCUCGCAUUCGAAAAGAAGACUGCCAAGGUAAUCGCAGAGCGCGAGCACUAUGCUAGACUGGAGAAGGAACUUCGCACGAUGAAGGGAAAGCACCGAGAGUUGCCUGCAUCGCAGUCAAACAGUCAGACAGAGCUUGAAGCCAAGAUCGCUGCUGAGCAUGAUGCUCGAGUCCAACUCAAGGAAGAAUGCGAGCAUCUCCUGGCGAAGAAGCAGAAUCUUGAGAUUACGUGCUCAAACACCAAGAUGGAGCUCCAUGAAAAUAUUUCUCUAGCAGCUGCAGAGCACGCUCGCUUGGAAGAGGCGCUCGAUAUCAAGGUCGCCGAGGUCGCCGAGGAGUGCAGUGCACGUGCCGAGCAAGAGCAGGCACCAGAUACAGGCUGA
Molecule: messenger RNA, 561 nt
Organism: Laetiporus sulphureus 93-53
Lineage: Eukaryota; Fungi; Basidiomycota; Agaricomycetes; Polyporales; Laetiporaceae
Exons: 4
Coding region: 1-561 (186 amino acids)
Source: RefSeq, a predicted model, not a curated record